AUGGAGCGGCAAUUCCGUAGCCGAUGGCCCCGGAACGAUUUCCUAUUCAAGUUCCUGGUAAUCGGCAGUGCGGGAACAGGGAAAUCAUGUCUCCUACAUCAGUUUAUUGAAAACAAAUUCAAACAGGAUUCGAACCAUACGAUUGGUGUGGAGUUUGGGUCGAAGGUAGUUAAUGUAGGGGGCAAGACAGUUAAACUACAGAUCUGGGACACAGCAGGACAGGAACGUUUCAGAUCGGUAACACGGAGUUACUACAGGGGAGCUGCAGGUGCACUUUUGGUAUAUGACAUUACAAGCCGAGAGACCUACAACGCACUUACAAACUGGCUGACAGAUGCCCGGACGCUUGCCAGUCCCAACAUAGUGAUCAUUCUCUGUGGGAACAAGAAGGACUUGGAUGCCGAUCGAGAGGUCACGUUCUUGGAGGCGUCACGCUUUGCACAGGAAAACGAGCUGAUGUUUCUGGAAACCAGUGCACUGACUGGAGAAAAUGUGGAAGAAGCAUUUCUGAAGUGUGCUAGGACCAUUUUAAAUAAAAUUGAAUCAGGUGAGCUCGACCCUGAGCGCAUGGGCUCAGGAAUCCAGUACGGUGAUGCCUCGUUACGCCAGCUGCGGCAACCAAGGGGUAUGCAGACACAAAACAAACAACAGUGCAACUGCUAGGCAUAGUGGCAGAGACCUGAUGCUGCAGAGCUCACGAUAAAGGAGUGUACAACUCGAUCAGUUUGAUGGAAACCUUAGAACCAGAGGAUGAAGCACCGGCCAUGGCUUAUUUUUCUGGGGUUUGGUGCCUUGCCUUGAGGUCUAAUGAUCCAGAGCUCCCACAUGUACAAUAUAAUGUGUGUCAUCUGCCUGUUUAGUGAGCUAUCCUUACAAUUCCAAUGUUUUAUAUAACUGUAUUCCUUUCAGUUGACCUUCCUAGCCACGUAACUCCACAGGAUGCAAAGAGGAAAAUAUAAUUUCUGCUUUAUAAAACAAAAAAGUUGAAAGUGCACAUGAGAUGACGUGAAGCAGUUGAUCUCUCUUGUUGGGCUUUUUGUUUGUGAAGUGAUAUUCAACUCAUAGCGUAUUGGCCGACUCUGUGCAAUAGACUAUAUUCAUCACUGCCACUGAGUAUGUUUAUUAUUCAAAGUGGCUUUUGUAAAUAGAAUCCAUCAUUUCCCAUAUAACAUAACUGUAUUGCUACUGGCUCAAUGUAACUUCUAAUUUAACUUUCUUAACCAAGUACAUGUUCAUUUGAUCCCAAUCUAUCUCUAGUGUUGGUCAACACGUCCUUUUUGCACUGGAUGAUUGGUCUGUUUGCUCUUAUUUCAAUCACUAAAGCCUAUUCUGUUUGUGUUCUAGUCAUCUGCCUCCUCACCUACGAUACUCCUUCCCUUGCGUCAAACUAUCUUGCUUGUCUCUUGAUAUCUCACUUGGCAUAUGUGUUGGAGUAACAGUGCAUUUUCUUGAGAGUUUUACAGCUGGUCUCUCAGUAUUUGUUUCUGCCUCACUCCGCUACCCUCUAUGUAGCUCUGUGCCUCAUGAGGGAGUUUAGGAAAAUAUAGAGCCAGAGAUAUUCCAUUCUUCCCCUCAAGCCUGCUUCACAAUUCAGUUAGAUUAUAGCUAGCCCAUGCUGUAAAUCCAUUUAGCUGCCUUUGCUCCAUGUCCCUCUACCUUUUUCCCAACAAAAUCUGACAGUCACUCUUUUGUAUUUUGAUUGACCCAGCAUCCACAGCCUUUUGGGAUAGUGUUCCAGAUUUCCCCCAUCCUUCGCAUGGGAGGAAAAGUGUUUCCAACUUUUAUACUUCGAGGCAGGUGUUCAUGGUUGGUGGGUAGAGUUUGCAGUUUGAGUAGAGAAGUCAGGUGAGUGGAAUGCCUGUUUUCACCCCCUCCUGUGUUGUAUUGUCUUUGUCUGCUGACUUUGGUUACAAACUGAACCUAAGAGUUCAGAUUCCAUUGCUGUUCUGGUAGCAGGGUGUUAAACCUUACCUCCACUCAUUUCCUGUCUGCAUCAUUGGAGGUGAGCUUCUUUCCUGUGCCACCUUAUUCCCUCGUAUAAAAUGCCUGCUGGUCAAAUGCAUUGAAAACCCAGUCUAAAUAUUUAGUGAAUUUAAAAGGAAGUCACCUUGAUGCCUAAUGCAAUGUUUGUAGUUCCUUUGCUGUGUUAUUGCACCUUGGACCAUCAACCAAAUGCUCUGAGCCAAGAAGGCCACUGACUGAGUAAAUCUUGAGUGCAAUUGGCUACACUUGCUGGGGUCACUGGUGACUCAUCAAGUUAUUACGCCCAAAGUUGUUGGGAAGAAAGAUUUUGUCCAUCGAGACCAAAGCAGCUUCAGACUGUGCAAAUUGGCAGGUUUGGAUCUGGCCUUUGUUUUGAGAGCUGUUGCACCUCGUGUCACACACCACCCCCACACCCAACUCCCCAACCUCUGUGCUUGACAGGCAAGGAAUUUACAUUGCUUUAAGUUCCUUUAAGACCUGAAUGUGAGCCUGACUGUUCCUUCAAUAAUAUUCCUGCUUCCGGAUUGAGCAACAGGCUCAUGUGUUGAAGGAAGUUUUGUAAUGGUUGCUGCUUUGAUGCAAUGGUCACAUUGCAUUAACCCUCAUUGUAUCAAUCCAAAAAGUGUCUCGAAACUGCCCCCAACCCCCAAGAAAAACUCUGAAUCUUUGAGAUUUCAUUUAUCAAGCCAUUUCUAUGUGUGGUAGGCUGUACUACAGCAACAAGGGCUGAUAAAUGAAGCCUGCAUGCGUUCUGAGACAGUAGUGAACCAUCAGGCUGGAACUGUAAAUACAUUUACACUUCCAGUCAGCAGAUCAGGCAGAACCAAGAACCUACUGCAUUAUCAACUCUAUUCGAACAGUUGGCCUCCAUAUCAUGAACCGAAGUCGGAGUUCCUGCACCUGAUUGCUAUCUGCUGUGUCCUCUGUUUGUGAGCAGCGGGCUUGGGCAGGAUUGAACUUGACCGUGGUAGUAAAUCGCUCCACCUCAAAUCAAGCUCAUUCUGGCUCACAGAGAGAAUGUUGAUUCAUUGCAGUAUCAGAGUGGCUUUUGUCUCUGGCAUUCCACCAGUUAAAGCUUUCAUGGUCCAGCGAAAUUGGAGACAUAUGUAUUGACUGUAUUUUUUUUGCCUGUAUUGUUUGCACAUCUACCUACUGGUGGUUUGCAAAUGUCCUUGCUGGUCUUUCCAAGGUCACCUUUUUAACUUAGUGCCCUCAUUUGUUUCUGACCCUUAGUCAUAGAACAGUUAUACUCAUUCACAGGUAGGGAACCUCCACAAUUGAACUAUUGCGUGAUGCUUCUUGAAUACAGUCUUGCCUCACCAUUCACCUGUUCCUAAUUUUCCCCAGCCGAGCAAUGCAGCCAUUGCUGGAACUUGGUCUGGAUAUCAAGUCUGAGCUAAUGUAACUUGAAAUUAGAGAGGUUGGUCAAUAAACAUGCCAAAAUUCUAUAGAACUAUGCUGCUGCCCUCCAUGUAUAAUCCUGUUGGACUGCAUUCCAUACAGUACUGUUUUACAACUUUAACGAAACUUUACAAAAAGUUUCCUUCUAAUCACACCAUAUAGAGCUGUCCUCAGCUUGACCUGAUCUGACUUGAGUUCUCGCCAGCCACAACAAGUUCCACUCAUCUGGACUCAAUGCAGUUGAGAUUAGUUUCCCAGGUUGCACCAGGCUCAGCCUGAGCCAGACUCAACCAAACUCGACUCAACUCAUCGAAAAGGAACUCCAGCUUGACUCUGAACUCACCCUGCCAUGCCUGCUUUGUUCAACAUCCUGAUGAUUAGAACCAACUAUCAUUUUUUGCGUUGUUGCAAAUGCCCUCAGUGUAGAACAUGUUGGUUUGCUAUCUUCCUUCAUCUGAAAAAAAUUUGAUAAUUAGAGACUUGAAGCCAGUUGCAGAAUACUGGAAGGGUAACAUGUGAAUGACUGGUGAGGACAUUAUUGUACAAUGAACCUGUUUCUGCUCACACGCAUGCACGCUUUAAUACAUAGUGAUUUAUUCAAAGCACUAUUGCUGUAAAAUAGGGCACUGUUUCCUCAGUGAAACCGUUCCCACUUUAACCUUGAUUCACUUGGUCUUAGCCUAUAGUGUGGAUCCCUUCCAUGCAAAUCUCUGCAACAGGUGUUGGCGGUUACUGUGGACGAAUAAGGAAAUAUUUGCAUCAGUGUUGGAUAGAGAUAUUCCAGGGUUAAACUUCCUAUCAGGAAAGUACAAAUGAGGCAAAUGUGAGAGGAUUUAAAAAUGCUAAAAGCACAUCAGGGGGUUAGGAUAAUGAUUAAACCACACUGUUCCAUGCUCCUGGUUUAUGAUAUCGCUUGAUCCUCUAGUAUGUUCCAGAAUUGGUUCGCACAGGCCUGAUGAGAUGCCCAACUCUGGAAUGUGGCAAGCCAGGUGGCACUUCUGAGGUUCCUCAGGUGACCUUCCUCCAUGCUGUUCAUCUGCUUCCCAUCUGAAUCUUGACUUUUGGCGACGGAGGUGCCAACCUGUGGUUGCUGUGCAAGAUUCUGUUUUGGUCCUCCACACCCCUUCACCUUUCACAAAGAGCACAGGACUUCUGUGCCAGCUUUCCUCAAAGAAAGGGCCCUUAUUUGUGUGAAUGGUAUUACUGUCACCUCGUUUUCUGUAAUUGUGGAAAAGCAUUUUGCUCUGAAGUAACAGGUUCCCGGUAAGAACAAUUGAAAGCAGGUAUCUGCCAAGUAGGAGUGGCAGGUGUGACCCUUGCUGGAUUUUGCACUGUGCCCAGAAUUGAGUUGGUGGCAAUUAUCAGAAAGUUGAUAGCACUGCUGUAGAAGCUGGUACAAGUGGAUGCUUGGCAUUGUUCUUAGCUUUCAGUUUUCUGGGGAUAUGAUCCCAAAGCUGUGGAAUAGCUGAAUUUGUUGUUCUGUUGCUAUACCUAUGAGGAGGCUUUCUCACCAGGUUGCCUGCCAAACAUUUGAGGCUAUUGGCUUUCCUACAACAGCCAGCAUUAAUGUUUUGUCACUUCGCCACUUUGUGCAGAACCAAGCUGGCAAGUUCCUCCAUCUGCACCCAACUCCCUGUAGCAGUUGAGUGUACAGUCAGCUCUUAACCUGCUGGUGAGUUAAUGAAUGGCUCGCUGCCCCAGUUAAACCCACGAGCUCUGAUGGAACUUAACUCAAAGUGCUUUCCUUGUGUUUUCAUGAGCCCAUUUAAAUUUAACACUGGGCCCCCAUCAAUAUGACACUCCCAUUAACCAUGAGCCUUCCCCCAGUCCUUUGUAAGUAGCAUUUUUUUAUAUCCAUCACAACCAAAGAGAUGCAGCCAGUUCUUUUCCUUUCCCUGUCACCUGUUGCCUCUCUGCGCACCUUCUAUGCAGUCUCUUGUCUUGAAUAAAAAUGCAGCCGAUCUCUUGAAGCCACGCUCCUACUAUGUCCCUCACUCUUGGAGUCAGAUGAGGCACAGGAAUGAGAUCAAAAUGGAGUCUUUGGAUAGCUAGCAGUGAAAGCAGCUUCCUUUAACCUAAAAAACUUGUGCUUGUAUGCUUCCCUCUCUCUCUCCAUUCAUUGGAUUAUGAUGCUCAGUUUUGAAACAGAUCUUCUGGGUUUCCUAACACUUUGAAUUGUAUCUAUCAAAUGUACAAUGUGAGCAGCACUUCAUUUUUAUAAUCGAUAGCAUCUUUCUUUUUCCCUUCUCUGAAUAACAGGUACUGUUUUCUCCCAGUUUUUUUGCCUGAUGCAGUCAGUAAUGCUAGAAUAUCAUUGAUAUACUCCUGUAACUUGGCCUUGCCAGGUCCCCCACACAGUUUCCCCAUGCACCUUGAGGUUGUAUCCACUGUCCAGUCAUUUUGACAGCCAUCAGAAAUCAUUUUCCCCCACACUCGCUCCAACCACCAAACAGAAGUCUGUGUACUGGCCCAUCCACUGAACCAAUUUAUAUUUGCACUGCAUCUGUAGCAUAUCACUGGAAUACUCAUCUGGUUGAGGGGCAGAGCCCCUAGCAAACCGUCAGGAAAUGUUAACAUUUUGCACUUGGGACAAAACAUUUGAAGCAGCAAGUGUGUCUUGCAGUGGAUUGGUUAGGGUGAAGGCCCACUUUGGCCCACUCAACAGUCUGGAUGUGUGGGUCAUGCGGUCAGCUGGAAGGCUGUGUCUCAAUUCUGUGGUGUGGCCUGGGGCAAUACAGUUUCCUUGCUGGGAACAAAAGGUUGGGAGACUGGGGCUCAAUGCUGGAGAGUUAAGUGCUACAUUUCUUAUAAUUGUUUCUCUAUAAGUGGAAAAUGGAGAAUGCAAGAGGGGAAAUGUACUCAUUUGCUUGGUGAGCAUGGCUUGCUCCAGGCCAGGCCACACCACUAACACUCUUCCUUAUGCUGUGUUAUAUUGUCUGUAGUCUUGUAAUUGUCUGGUUUUCUUGGUGAGUUUGGGUCUGUGCCAAUUUGUGCCCCCGCCUCUGCAGGUGUUAAGAGUUGUUGUGUCAACUCAUUGCACAUUGAGGUUAACCUGGGUUACACCAGAAAGUGCAGUUGGCCUGACCAACAUAACUGUCAGUUCCCCUAACCUAAGUCCUGUCUGUGCUUUCUGAAAUCACUGUGCCCCUUUAACUGGCAUACAGUCACAUUUCCAUUUAUUUUGUUUGAUGGCUGAGAGUGAGUAAGCAUGUUUCCUUAUUAUUUUGUUAGUAAUGCAUUGUAGAUGUGAUCUCCCAUCUAAGUUGUCAUUGGCUGUCAGACAGGGUGUUAUAAAUUGGUUCUGGUACUAAGUAUGGUGAUAUUGAUUUGCUUUAUUCCCUUUAUAAUGGAAAGGGACUGGUUGGAGCUGCUAUUGCCCCAGUGAUGGAGCAGCCAGCUGAUUGUCUGUGCUCACACAUGAGUAAUGGUAACUUUGCUGAGACAGCAAAAUGCCUUUCAGCCUUUGGUACAGAAUUAAGAUGCAUAUGGGGCGGAGGAUAUUGAUGGCCUGUCUCAAAACUAUUCAUUUCCUGUUUGAGUACUGGAAGGAAAUUUAUCGCAGCCACACCCAGACACCACUGAUUGCUAAAAUAAUCUGCCACUCCAGUGUCCCCUCUUGUGUUAUAUCAGUCUUUACUUACAAGUAAAAGCCUGAAAACUGGAUCCCUACACCCACUGUGAAACAGUCUGUCGAGUUGCAAACAGCACCUAUUUUUGUUGAUUGUGCUCGUGCUGCAUUCCCAAUGAAUUAUUACAACAUUUUAUUUUUAAAAAUGAUGUGAAUGAGACAAAUGCAGUUGUCUUAAUGGCCAGUAUGUAUAGUUGGAGCCCAACCUUGGUCUGUAAAUAGGUUAGGUUUUUGAUUCUGUCUCUUGUGUUUUAUGCUGUUUUUUGUUUUGGUCAAUGUUAUUUAUUUCAGUAUAUGUUUUUGCUUGUUCUGUGAUCAUAAACUGCACCUCGAGUGCUUGUGUCCAUUUGAAGGAAGAGGUGUGAAAUCCAGGCUACCUGAGCUCCAAAUCUAACUGGGUAUCAGAGCGCUUAAGGCUGUCAUUUUGCUGACUGAGUGGGCACUCGUCACUGCUGCCACUCCAAUUAAUUCAUGGGUGGGUGUAAAUCUCCUGCAUUGUUGUACAAAUUUCAUUGGCUUCUUUCUUCGUUGCGCCGUCCUUCAGGUAAGCCCAGCUCCUCAUCACCUUGUUGAGGGGGGGGACCAUGGUGAUUGUAGCUUACCCUUUCUGUCAAACCCUACAGCGUUUUUAAGUCAUCUCUGACAGGGGUACCAAAAUGAAUUGGCAGCAGUGAAAGACCCUGGCACUCCCUUUAACCCAGGACCACUCCGUGUCUGGGAGGGGCAGCGGUUGGGGUGUGGUGUCUCAAACUCUGAGGCAGCCAACCAUGGCCUCCCAAACAGGUCCACGUGGUCAAUCUCAUGCCUUGGGGCAUUCACUGCUCUAAUCUAUUAGCUUGUUGUAGGUUGGGAAUUCUACCAAGCCCUGAGAAAUCAUUCCGUCCUGACUCAUAGCAACAACUGUUUGACUCCUUUACCCGUACCCCUCUAUUUAGUGCUCCCUGAUGCUAAGCGCACUUGCCCAUUACCUCCUUGGGCAGCACAAGUUGGGUUGAGGAGGGUGUGAAAUUGCAGGAGUGCAGUUGGUGAUGGGAGAGGAGAGGGAAUAGCCACAAAACAGCAAGUGAAAGGACCCCAUUUAACCCAACAAGGCUGUUUUCUAGAGUGCGCCCAAGUGGAGGGGCUUUUACUGUCAGUCACUGAGCCCAGAUCUUCCACGUUCCCAGCAGCCAUAGCACUGCAUGGCGAAGUGAAGAGAUAUAGCAGAAAGGUAAGUUGCUGCUCCUUCAUCCCAGCCACAGUUGAUCAGUCAUUGAAAGAUUGUGUAAAUAGAGCUGUUUGUGUGCCCCAUUCUCCCCACUGCCACCUUGCUCGCUGUCAUCACUGGAGACAGUGGAGAAAUGAGUACCUAUCAUGUGGGAUGUAGCAGGGAGUCAGGCUUCUGAGGGUGCACCCCACCCUUUACCACUCAAAAUCAGUCCCAGGGCUUAUCUCUGUGCAUGUUCCAUGUGGCCAAGGGGUCCCCUUUGCACAGACCCUGGAUGGAACAGCAGCAAGUUGCUCAUUGACCAUACCAGAGCAUACAGUUUGGAAGAGGGUACUUCCUGGGAACACUGCAGUAGAAUUGUCCAGAAGCUCAUGCUGCAUCUGGAGCUGCAAUCUGUGUGUCCUCACUGACUCCCUGGAGAGCUGGAUUUCUGUUCACUGUCUGCACCCUCCUCAAGAAAGCUCUGUGUCCUAGUUUUCACUUGGUUUAAAAGCCUCAUGACAUGUACUCCUGUUUCCUGGGUUUUGCUUCCUGUGUUGCAUAGGAAUGAUGGGUGGGCCCCAUGGCUCCACUACUGUCACCUGCCCUAAGAAGUCUGUUGUGUAGGUGAUGUUUUGGCUUCUUAUUUAAAGCAACCAAUUACAGUUUGCCAAUGUGGAGUGCGACAGCUUCAUUAAACAAAAGGCGAGAGUGUCAGUGAGUAUCUUCGCCUUUUGUAACAUCCAGUGCAUUGGUGUUCCAUUCCUCUCCCCACUCUGUUUGUGCUAAACUCCAUCAAGAAGAGGAGCCAAGUUUUCCUGUUCUGUCGAGGUUUACCAAGAAGGGCAUACAAUGGGAUGUUGCUUUACCUGGUACCUAUUAAACCAUAGCCAAGGACCGAGUGUUUCACCACCGUUCAGUGAACGCAAAAUAAAAACCUUUGUGUGUUUGUUUCCCCACUCCCCUUUCUAUUGUGAGAUCUGUGUGAUUUGAAAAUGUUUUCUGUGCCCUUUGCUGUCUCAUUGAGGUGUAGACCUGUUUUACUUUGCAUUUAGCCUUGCAAAUGUCUACAAAUAGGUGAGGUUGAAGUUCACGGUGGGAAAAGUUCCUCUCUGGUGACACCCGAGACUCGGCACUCCCACCAUCACCACCGCCACCCCCCACCCAUGGCAAUUGUUAACAUCAAUCUAGCAACAGGUGUGGGUCUCAGUUCUGGGUGUGGAGGUGUAAGUGUCCAAAGCCAGCCAACGAGUUCUGAUAGUCCCAGCAGAAAGGUGCCUGGCAUAGUCAGUUCUUCUGGAGACCAGAGUCAUGCUCUUCCCUUCUGCUUGUAUGUUCAUCACUGUCGCUGGGUGAGGGAUGAAGACCUCAUGCAAACACCUGCCAAUGACACUCCUUGUGGAUACUUGUACCUGUGUCUUAAAACUGUUUUCAUGCUGAGAGUUCAGCUUGUGGCUUAACUCUGUGGUAAACCACCCCCUUUAUACGAUGGUACAGACUAGACGCAGUGAUAACGUACAGUUUUCUUUUUCCUAAGCAAAGUGUCACAUAUCCAUCCCUGUGUGUGCAAACCUUCCCACAGACUGAAACAUGUGCAGGCAAUAAAGAAGCUGAUUGAUUGGCCAGAAGAUACUUCACCACUCCGAUGGGUUGAGUGAGAACUGGGGUAGGAUUCCCCGCUCUGGUUGGGUGAUUCAUCCCCAGUUCCACUAGGCCCCAAUGCAAUCCUGGGUGAACAGAAUAAACUGUCUGGUCUCUGUGGCCUUGAGUUCCAGCCUGUGAUGGGGCAGUGAGGGAAACCAGUCAUUCCCCAGUUUCUCACACCAACCAGCAGCCCCUGGAAUUUAAGCUGCGCAAGUUCCUUUGAAGAUGCUUUUAAUGAUUUGAGCACACGUACUUAAAUCUUCAAAGAGAAGUUCCUCUGCUUAUUUGAUGCUAAAUCUUUUCCUCGCCAUUAUUGUAAUGUACUAAAAUGUGAAGGUGGCGGUGUUUUGGAAACUUUCACUGCAAACACAGGUAGUUCAACAUAUGCAACUGAAGAUGAAUCUAGAUGACUAACAGUGGAAGCAAAAUGCAGUCACCUCUUGGGGCUAACAUGGCCUUCAGUAUAAAUAACUUGAUGUGUUUUGAAUGCUGUACAGAGACUGCGCUGUAAAACCUAAUGAAUAGCACUACUGUGAUUUGGGGGAAAAGAGUAAAUCUGCAAUAAUUCCUUGUGUUAAAUUGUUUUUGGAUUUAUUUUUGCUUAUACGUACAUUCAUCCAUAAAUUGCGACUUUUUUUAACAGCACGUUGCCUCAGAUGUACCAGAUUCCUGUAACAAAGUCAUUGAUUUAAUUAAAACAUUGACAAAUAC
Messenger RNA from Rhincodon typus (whale shark), 10553 nucleotides. It is a transcript of the gene rab4b, whose product is annotated as RAB4B, member RAS oncogene family. The transcript is spliced from 8 exons. The record is from RefSeq and is a predicted model, not a curated record. Gene Ontology annotation, molecular function: GTP binding; GTPase activity. Bases 1 to 663 code for a protein of 220 amino acids. NCBI's taxonomy places the organism in Eukaryota, Metazoa, Chordata, Chondrichthyes, Orectolobiformes, Rhincodontidae. Gene Ontology annotation, biological process: regulation of endocytosis; Rab protein signal transduction. Gene Ontology annotation, cellular component: endosome.